AUGGAUCCGCAAUCACAAAAUCCGACAAUUCAACGCCUUGAAGAAGUUGAAAAGAAAAUUAUUAGGGCUAUGGACUUAGCUGGAUCGGUUAUGGAGGAACUAGGAAAGCCUGACAGUUCAAACAUUUCAAAUGUUUACGACCAAUACUGCCCUGAGUUCAUGGCAUUAAUGAAGGAUAUCCAGGUGACACUGCGGGAUGAGAUUCGAAGGGCAUGUGAGUAUCGUCCGUUUGAGAAAUGUGACUAUGUUCCAAGAAUAUCAAAUGAGAUUGCCUGCAAGAAGGUUGAGUAUGUCCUGGGACAGCUAGAUGACAUGAAGCAAACUAUUGAGAACUAUCACGCUGCAGCUGAAAGCUCUGAUAACAUUGUCGGAGUGCCAUGA
Messenger RNA from Oldenlandia corymbosa var. corymbosa, 381 nucleotides. Lineage: Eukaryota; Viridiplantae; Streptophyta; Magnoliopsida; Gentianales; Rubiaceae. The record is from the annotation of a GenBank genome assembly.